ACAUCUUUUUCCGGGCUAGUCUCUUUCGGUCAACAUGGUCUUCAAGUUCUCCGAGUGCAGUACAGUAUCGUACAUUAAACUUCGCUACAUCCACUACAAUGGACAACGGUCAAGAUCAGUGGACGAAGACAUGACUCCGAGUCAAAGCGCUCGCUUUCAUGCUCGAAGGGCCAUGUCUUUCCAACUGACAUAGACCAGACUACGGCUAAGACCAUUUGUUGCGCUAUAGACAAUGGCGCUCUUGGUCGUGUCGGCCAAGGAUGUCGCCAAGAUCGCAACGACAGUCAAUCCCCAGGAGUUGACUGAUCUCAUGGCACAGGUCUUCUAUAGCUUGUCCAAAGCAGAGAAGUCCACUGGCGAUGCCUCAGGAAUGCACCAGCCUCAUCGCAUCUCCGUACCUGUUACCAACCACACUGCGCUGUUCAUGCCUUCGCGCAUCGAGCCCUUCGGCACCGCCAUCAAGGUAGUAUCCGUUCCUACCUCUACGGCGCCACAAGCGGUCAGAGAGGCUGGAUUACCGGGGACAACGCUUGUCCUGGACGAGACAUCUGGUGCAGUCAAGGCACUUGUCAAUGCCAGACAACUGACAGCGCUCAGAAAUGCAGCCGGAUCACUGCUUGCUACUCGCUUGCUCCUCGUCCCCGAUGCGCAGCCUCGCGAACUGGUGGCCUUCGGAGCAGGUGCUCAAAUCGCUGCGCAUAUAUCUCUCUUCCUGAAGCACUUCCCAACGAUCACGUCAUGCACGAUCUUCAACCGCUCAGUCAAUUCAAGGCUAUCAAGCCUCGUCUCCACCUUGAAAGCUGAGGUCGAGGGAGUUGGCAUUGGUGCAGGAAUUCUGCCCAAGGACGCGCAGGACGUGGCCUUUCGCAGAGCGGUGCAAGGAGCCGAUCUUAUCAUUACCGCCACGUCCUCGACUGCUCCGUUCUUCCCCUCCGAAUACGUCAAGCCUGGGGCUCAUCUGUGUCUGAUUGGCUCCUACACACCGCAGAUGCACGAAAUCGAUACUGAUUUGGUCAAACGCGCCGGUAAGAUCAUAGUCGACUCUCGCGCAGCGUGUCUGGUCGAAGCCGGUGAGUUGAUCACAGCAGGAGUCGGGCCAUCCGACUUAGUUGAAAUCGGGGAACUGGUACAACCCGACGCCAGUGGCUCAGCGUGGAUCGCUCAGGACGAGCUGGUGCGCGAGGUACGAGCGGCCGGAGACGUCACAAUCUUCAAGUCCGUUGGUGUUGGUGUACAGGACGUCGCCAUUGCAUCUGCCGUCGCGAGCAGAGCGGAGCGAGAGAACAUCGGGACGAUUGUAGCAGACUACGAUGGAAUGUCCUGAAUAGAUGGUCAUAAUCGAGCAUAGUCCAGUAUCAACAGCAGUCUAUCCACAUCAUCAUGCACUAGAAAACUAUUACGCACGGAAACCUAACAAAGCAGUAACAAGCGAACACAGCGGUAUACAACGAUGCAGCGGUCGCGAGAGACGAGAGACGAGACGAGACGAGACGUAGGACGAGAGGGAAGGAAAGUGUACGCUACAGUGAGACAGGCGGGGGAGAGAUAUAGACAGUAACAGUCAGACGUUGCCGUAGAGAGAUUAGAUGUCUGUGUAGUAUAGCCCGAUAGCCAGGGGAUAGGCAAGGAAGUGGGGGAAGAAAAGCGGGGCGAUCGAUAUAGAUAGACGGAACUCUAGGUGUCGAUAUAUAAACGGGUAUUAUGCGAUGCUGAAGACG
This is a messenger RNA of Fomitopsis serialis, 1718 nucleotides long. Its product is annotated as NAD-P-binding protein. The record is from RefSeq and is a predicted model, not a curated record. The transcript has 5 exons. NCBI's taxonomy places the organism in Eukaryota, Fungi, Basidiomycota, Agaricomycetes, Polyporales, Fomitopsidaceae. Bases 233 to 1324 code for a protein of 363 amino acids. Gene Ontology annotation, cellular component: cytoplasm.